AUGAAGUCAACAGUCUACUACUCUCUGUCCAUCCUCGCUAGCUUGUUGGCAUCCACGACUGCAACGCCUCUUCCUGUCGACAAUCCCACAGACCUCAAGCAGUGCGCUGGUCAAUGGUACAACCCAAGCAGCUAUACCUGCCGCAUCGGAGCUGAUAGUAAGGCCCUCUGCCCGGUGGUCAAUGGCGAACCCAUGAACGAGUGUGCCGGCGCCUGCUAUACACCUCUACGCUACAGCUGCAACGGCACCGCGCUGGUCGAGAAUCCGAGAAAGGCUAGUGGAACGUACACUCUUACUGCCAGCAAUCCAGAUCAGCCAUGGGACAAUCAACCCAUUCAGGCUGCUGGCAACCACUUUUGGGUCGGAGGCCAUGCCGCUACUUACUGCCCUUCCAACGUUGGAAGCAUCUGCACUUCGUUCCCCAACGACACUACACUCAUCGGCAAUGGCUUUAUGGCGACGGUGGUUCCAGGCGGCCAGAGCAUCUACUGGCAGACCAAUGGAGCACUGGCUUUCACUCAAGCCCACUCGUCGGCACACUGGAACUUGAGCUACUAUGGUGGUGGCGUCGCUUACGAGGGUGGUGGUUACUUCGGACCUAAUGGCGAAGACCUGAUCACUUGUCCAGUUACGCCAGCGGGCAGCAACACGACAGCCUGGCAGCUCUUUGCCCGUUUGGCUGGUCUCGCAUUCUCCAGCUCCUGCGUCGGACUGUACGUCGUCGUUCGCGACCAGAACAUCACAGCUGGUGCUUGGCAGUACACCUAG
Molecule: messenger RNA, 768 nt
Organism: Aureobasidium namibiae CBS 147.97
Lineage: Eukaryota; Fungi; Ascomycota; Dothideomycetes; Dothideales; Saccotheciaceae
Exons: 2
Coding region: 1-768 (255 amino acids)
Molecular function (GO): carbohydrate binding
Source: RefSeq, a predicted model, not a curated record